UUGGAGGGAAUGAAACUAACUUCAUCUUUGAAGCAAACACACAAUUCUCUCUCUCUCUCUCUCUUGAUUGAGAAAUUUCCUAUUUUCUAUUGUCAUUAUAGAUAGCUAAGAAAAUACAGAAAUGGAUCGUAGAAUAGCUAGCAGAGAGAUGGGUGGUGCUAGAGUUCUUCAGCGUUUUGCAUUCUUCUUGUAUUUUUUUCUUAAUUCUGAUUCAAGCAUUGCAGAGAAACCUCCUCUUGAAGCAAUCCGGCAAAUCCGAAAGCUUGACAGUGAAGAAAUCCCAGUAAUCUUCCCACCUUCAAUAUCAGAUACCCAACUGGACACUAUUCCCAUUGUCAACCCAACUCCUCCAUACACGGCGACUCCGAUUAUAAUGCCGCCAGGCCCACCACCACCAACCACCACGGAACCAACCACUCCGAUCACAACUCCAACCAUCCCAACUCCGGCGACCACCGCCCCCGCAACGUCUGGAGGGGCUUGGUGUGUUGCAAGCCCAACCGCAUCACAAACUGCUUUGCAGGUGGCUCUUGAUUAUGCUUGUGGCUAUGGAGGUGCAGAUUGCUCACCGAUUCAGAACGGGGCAAGUUGUUAUAAUCCAAACACGCUCCGUGAUCAUGCUUCGUAUGCGUUCAAUGAUUACUAUCAGAAGAACCCAGCUCCGACUAGCUGCAGUUUCGGAGGAACAGCACAGCUCACCUACACUGAUCCAAGUUCUGGAAACUGUCAUUAUUCAUCGCCUAAGACAUUGACAUCAACACCGAUGACACCAACACCGACAAUACCAACACCGACAAUAUCGACUUUCACACCACCACCACCCAGCAUCAAUACUCCGGUGAAUCCUUACAACACCCCAAGUGUACCAACAAUUUACGGUUCUGAACCGACAUCAUCCCCCAACUCAGCAGAUUCAGUGUCACACAAUGUACUGCUGCUCUCCACCGCCACUUUUUUCUCACUUCUCGCAGCAAACUAUCUCUAGACAGCUGAGAACGAAAUCCAAUUAUUCUCUCUCCACAAUGAGAUGGUGAUUCAUUCAGUUCCCUGGACGCUCUCUAUACAGAGUUUUAAGGGGGCGGUGGAAAUUAAAUCCAAGAUAUAAAUCUCAAAGCCGCCUUUUUUCCAUCAUAAGAUCAUAGCUAUACUUCAUCUACUUAUGCAUUGUAGUUCAACUAAAAAGACCAGAGAGAAUGAAGAAGAAAAAAAAGUAGGUUUUUUAUUGAUACUCUUUAUGCAGUUAAUAACUAUAUAGUCAAGACCAGAUGGUUUUAGGACUGCUUUUAGGGCAGAGACAUGUACAAUAGCCAUCAACUGACUCAAUGAUCAGAAGAGUGAUAAACUACUGAAUUCAGUACUAGGCAUAUACAGUAAUCUUCCAUAUACAUGUUUGUUGCUAA
Messenger RNA from Camellia sinensis, 1400 nucleotides. RefSeq lists its product as uncharacterized. NCBI's taxonomy places the organism in Eukaryota, Viridiplantae, Streptophyta, Magnoliopsida, Ericales, Theaceae. The record is from RefSeq and is a predicted model, not a curated record.